Lytechinus pictus (painted urchin) is the source of this 1471-nucleotide messenger RNA. RefSeq lists its product as uncharacterized. The record is from RefSeq and is a predicted model, not a curated record. The transcript is spliced from 2 exons. NCBI's taxonomy places the organism in Eukaryota, Metazoa, Echinodermata, Echinoidea, Temnopleuroida, Toxopneustidae. Bases 330 to 1235 code for a protein of 301 amino acids.
AUGAGAGAAGCUACAUGCAGUUAUAGGGAGUGGAAAUAUAUGGGGAGCUAGCUAUAGGGGUGUUGAUAUGGGUUUAAUGUUAUUGUCCUUGGGGCUGGCCCGGGGGCUAGUAGUUCUCCUGGGUGUAGUUAUCCCAGGGGGAGAUUAUCUUGGGGUACUGUAUUAUUCCUGAUUGGGUGAUUGCCCUGGGGCCCUGCCCUAGCUGGGGGAUCGGGACGGAUGUACCGUACUAUGUCGAGGCGCGCCCAUAUGAGAUCGGGGACGUAAACGGUGUCGACGAUCGGUGGGCGGUGAGUUCUGCCAUUAUUGUAGCAUUUUUCAUUAUAAUCAUGGAGCAAGAAAGUAGACAAGUUUGCGUCAUAUUAUGGUGUUAUCCCCGUACUCUCUCAACCGUAUUUACGAAAUGUUUGAGUUUUAUCAAGGACAUUGAAGUUUGGUUUGAACCUUUCACUUACUGCGAUAUUCCUAACAAUCUCUACCGAGCGGACACUGGCAAGGACCUUCCCCCGGAGUACACGGCUGAGAAUGCAGGCGAGUUUGCGGCUGCUGUCAGAUUGUUUGUGGAGCAGCUGGGUGUUUCGCCGUCAAGCAUUGAACCUGAGCGCAUUGCAUAUGGUAGUGUGAAACAACGCCUGGAUUCAACGCAGAGUAAAUUCGUCCUUGUCAAAGACAUGGCUGUUGCAUUGCGGGACGAGACUCUACGCAAGUACAUACCUUCCGGAUAUCAGCACGUGUUUCUCAUUCGAGAACCAAUGUCUGCUUUCCAUUCCUAUCGCAAAGCUUGCAUCAUCCGCGAUAAACCGAAAGAUGAAGAGUUGUACGAUGUCGUGAGAGACGAUGCCUAUCUGACUGCUGAUGAAUUCUUUCCUAGCCUUCACAGCUUGUGGAAGUACGUCCGGCAUAACAUUGACCCGAACCCAAUGGUCAUCAACGCAGAUGACCUGAAGACCGACCCUGGAGCCGUUCUCAAGAAGUUUUGCGCAAAGACGGGACUUCCUUACAGUGAUUCGUUGCUACGCUGGGAUGCUUCAACCAAGGUUGUAAAAACCUGGAAGGCUUGCCGGGAAACGCUACUCCAUGAUGUACCAAUAUUUUUCCUCGAUGCUGCGACGUCAAGUGAGUUUGUGGCUUCAGCAAGUAAACCUGUUACCCGGGAAGAACUCACGGAAGAUGUCCUUAGACUGGUGGAUGCUGCCUUACCACUUUAUCAGGAGAUGAAUGAAUAUAAAGUUUGAACAUUGAUUGAUUUCAAGUUCAGUGUUCACAUUUUUUUGUUGGUGUUGGGCCAAUUUUGACUUUGUUGUUGAUGUUAAAAGUAUAGUUAUUCUUUACUUAAUGUAUACAGCUGAUAUCAAUAAUGAUUGAUGAUUACUGCGAUGCCAGAAGAUUCAUUAAAAAAUGUAUUUAUGCUGCACUCUUGUACUAGCUAGUAUCUUGUAAUAAAACUGAAAUAAUUCUAGGAAAACACUCA